AUGCAGAUGUCGGCCGCUACGACGACGGACUUCUCGCCUGCUCCACAUCCUGCACGUACCCCAUGGGGCCCGGGCGUGGGUGUAGGCGGCGCGCUCUCCGCCACCUUUGCGCUGAGCUUCACCGAGAGCUGCCUCGAGGUUGAGCGGCGCCCGAUCCCUCUGCGGUUCGCGUUGCGCUUCGCCGCUGCCAACGUACUGCCCAGCGCUGUGUGGAGCUCCGUCCCAGCACGUCACGUGGCCGCCGCGUCAGGCGUGCCAUUGUCCACUCUUAUCAGCGAAGCGGAGGUCUCGGGCCCGCGCUCUGUAGCUGUAGGCAAGCGCCUGGUGCUCAUUAAGUCGGUGCGCGCGCUGCGGAUGGCCGUGGGCAGCUACGGACUCGCUUGGAGUCUAUGGCGCGUGCAUGCGCACAGUGCUGAUGGCAGUAAUAAUACUACAACGCACGUCGGGGAGAGCGUGGUGCGUCUCGCGCCCGUGAAUUCGACGCUGUCCCGAACUUCGAGGCGUACGCACGGGGAGCAGCAUUUCGUGACGGUCCCGGUGACGAAAGAAAGCUGGAAGCGGCAGGCGGUGAACGGGGCACUGGAGAGUGUGGACUGGGAGAAGGUCGGCAUUGAGGCGCAAGUGGGCGAUGAGGACGCGGAGAGGCUCAAGGUGAAGGUGAUUGAGGUUGAGCUCAGUGAUGCAGAGGCGACGAUGGCGCUGGCUGGCAAGCUGAAGGCCAAGGCUGCGAAAGACGACGGCAGCUCGUUGUGCUCCGUGGCGGUGUUGCCGCCGUGUGGUCCGUCGCUACCAGCAUCGAUCACAGAUUCGUUCGACGUAUGCUUCAACCCGUUGUCGGCGGUGUUGACGUUUAUCGCUACAGUGUGCCGGGCUCGAGGCGUUAGUCGCGUGAUCCUCGUUGCGGAUGAACAGGAAGGGAGCGAGGCUGGUGAUGAAGUUUGCUCGCUUCAUGUAUCGACGUCGCAAUUGGCGGCUGGACUGCUGUACCGGCAUGGGAUUUCCGCGAGUGUUUUAAAGCCGCAGCAGGCGGAUCCGGUCGGCGAGCAAGUGGAAGGUCAGGAGGCAGCGGAUUAUCAAGAGGACACACGAAGGCUGGCCGAGCAGGGGCGUAAGGCGGAGGUCUAA
Molecule: messenger RNA, 1125 nt
Organism: Phytophthora sojae
Lineage: Eukaryota; Oomycota; Peronosporomycetes; Peronosporales; Peronosporaceae
Exons: 3
Coding region: 1-1125 (374 amino acids)
Source: RefSeq, a predicted model, not a curated record